Spizellomyces punctatus DAOM BR117 is the source of this 1381-nucleotide messenger RNA. RefSeq names its product mRNA (guanine-N7)-methyltransferase. Gene Ontology annotation, cellular component: nucleus. Gene Ontology annotation, molecular function: mRNA 5'-cap (guanine-N7-)-methyltransferase activity. The transcript has 3 exons. NCBI's taxonomy places the organism in Eukaryota, Fungi, Chytridiomycota, Chytridiomycetes, Spizellomycetales, Spizellomycetaceae. The coding region runs from base 120 to 1097 and encodes 325 amino acids. The record is from RefSeq and is a predicted model, not a curated record. Gene Ontology annotation, biological process: 7-methylguanosine mRNA capping.
AGGUUUUUAGUUGCCAAAAGGUUUCAUGGUUGCUGACGAGAUCGUGGCAAAGCAGAAACCACGUGAUACUAACCCAAAUCUCACAAGCGUUUGCACUUUCUGCUCUAAAGCCUUCUACCAUGAAACGAACCCGCGACGACGAGCGCGACGACGAGGUAGCGGUGACUGGCGGUGAGGACGGAGCAAGGAGACCCGCAAAACAUCAUAAACCUACAGAGGGAGCCGGCACCAAUGCACAUGUUGUCGCCCAACACUACAAUGCUCGACCCGAGGUGGGCCGCGACCGUCGAAAAGACUCGCCAAUCCUCCACCUGAAAAACUUUAACAACUGGAUCAAAUCUAUCUUGAUCAGUAAAUACGCUCAUAGAGGGUUCCAUGUAAUGGACUUUUGUUGUGGAAAAGGAGGAGACUUGCUCAAAUGGAGCAAAGCGGGAAUACGGCACCUGGUUGGAGUUGACAUUGCUGCCGUGUCUAUUGAACAAGCACAAGAACGAUAUACCCAAGGACGAGGAAACAGGUUCCAGGCGACAUUUUUUGCAGCGGAUUGUUUUGGAGUAUCCAUCUAUGACAAGCUUCCGCCGGGGCAUAAAUUGGAUCUUGUAAGCUGUCAGUUUGCGCUCCACUACUCCUUUGAAUCAGAGGCGAAGGCGCGCAUCGGACUGGAGAAUAUCACGAAAAGCCUGAAAACCGGUGGUCAUUUUAUUGGAACUAUCCCGAACGCAUAUUGGAUUGUAAAGAGAUUGCGCGCUGCUGAUGGGCUGUCGUUUGGGAAUUCCAUCUUGACGGUUGCCUUUGAUCAACGAGAUGACUACCCUCGUUUUGGGCACAAAUAUUGGUUCGAGCUAAAAGAUGCUAUCGAUAACUGUCCUGAGUAUCUCUUGCAUUUUCCCACAUUCGAAAAGUUGGCUUUAGAAUACGGUUUAGAGCUAGAAUAUAAGAAACCAUUCCAUGAAAUCUUCCAAGAGGAAUCGCAAAAUGAGCAGCAUCGAAAUCUGCUAUAUAGGAUGAAUGUUGUAAAUGACGAAGGCACAAUUUCCGCUGAUGAGUGGGAGGUAGCGGGUUUGUAUAUCGCCUUUGCCUUCCGUAAAGUCUCAUGAGCGAUCGUUCUCAUGCUGAAGAAUUCGUCUCGGAACUUUCCCUUUUGGAUUUGAAAUGCUGCCGCAUUCUUGCAGUCUACAUUGGACCAAUGUCAGUGGACUGAAAACUGGACAUAAACAAAUGCCAUUUGUGUACCUCCUGCCGCACUUCUUCCAUAGAUUUGGGGAGUUUCUGUAGUGCGGAAACCAUUGUAAAUACGGUAGCUCUCAGUAAAAGAACAAAUGAUAGAAACGCACAAAGAGCUGCUCUUCGGGCGUUUUGAAAGACUCCACCGUUUGUUGCU